This is a messenger RNA of Myxocyprinus asiaticus (Chinese sucker), 5068 nucleotides long. RefSeq lists its product as uncharacterized. NCBI's taxonomy places the organism in Eukaryota, Metazoa, Chordata, Actinopteri, Cypriniformes, Catostomidae. The record is from RefSeq and is a predicted model, not a curated record. The coding region runs from base 237 to 4259 and encodes 1340 amino acids. The transcript has 2 exons.
CACAAAGAUACAAUACUGAAGCAAUUUAUACUAUUGAUAUAUUGAGUAUAUUCUAUGCAGACAGUUCAGCUGUUUCCCUUUGAUUGGAGUCUGUGAUACACUCCUCUGUAGAGUCAUCAUAAAGCAUCGCCUCUCUCUGAGCUCUCCAAAAGGGAGGUGGUCCUCCAAACCCUCCUUUUCCUUCUCGGUUACGCUCUUAGGCAGAUGCAACAGACCUGCUCACCACACAGGACACAAUGUGGAUUGCUGUGAUGUACGUAUGGGGGGGCCUGUUAGCAUUUUCAGUGUGUGACAGCUGCCCAGAGUCCAAGGACACUGCUUCAUGGGUCAUGCUGAAGCCCCUAGAGCACUGCGGGGAUGAGGAGACCUUUUGCCCCUACCGAAUCACCCUCCCUCCUCUCUCUAUCCAGUUGCCCAGGCCCUUUAAGGAGCUGGAGAAGAUGGCCAAAGAGCUACAGAACCUAAAGGAGGCGGUGAACUGGCUGAUGAGGGACUGUCAGGAGUGUAAGGACAAAAAGAGAGUCGAGAGGGGUGGACAGAAGGACCAGAGUGAGCAAGAGGAGGCAAUGAGAGCUCAAUGUCCAAGGCAUAACAUCACCAUUAUGGACAGACAAAGUGACAUUCCCAGUGGAGAACAAGUGGUGGGGAUCAUCACAUCAACCUUAGGAGACACACUAAGUGAGAGAAACAUCAGAGUUGGUAUGAAAAGGCUGGAUCCCUCCAUUUUGGAAAGACAAGGAUGGACCAUUGAUAGAAGGACUGAUGUAGACCAAGGAACCACUGAUCAGAGGUCUGAGAUGAGCAGAGAAGUGAAAAUAUUCAAUCCAUCCUUUUCAGAAUCACCAGAGGACAUAUAUGAGGCAAAACAGGUGCUUUCACCUGCAACUGAUCAACUAGGUGAAUCAAUUGAACCCUCCCUUCCUAGAAAUCAAGAUGACAUACAACCCACAUCCCAUAGGAAACAGCAGUUGAAAAUUCUCAAGGAUGGAAAUGUAAAGAACAUCAGUGGCAUCCUGUCAGUAAGAAGGAGGGUGCAGAAUGUGCUGUAUAAGAAUGGAUUAAGCAGCAUUUCAGGGAAUGCAAACACUAAAACAAUGGAUUUAAGCCCAUCAUCUGAGAACAAAAGGGUUAUAAACUUUCCUGGAGUAGGUGAAGAGCUGAGACCAAAGACAUAUGUAAACAGCAGAGGUGCCAAAGUAAGCAAUGAGGACAGAUUGAAGAACCCUACAGUGGUGAGGAAGGCAAAUCCCCAAGCUGGGGACAGGGCAGUCAAGAUUGGGCCUAGAAGGACUGGAUUGUCCUCAGAGGGGACUGCCAUUAUGCAGGUAAAAGAAACAAACCCUUAUAUAGCAGACACAAACCCUGGGACAAGCAGUGGACUAACCCCAUCAACUGACAACCAAAAGAUUGAAAACAAACAAGAUGCAAGUAGGGGACUUACUUCAACAAUAGACUACAGACAAGGCCUGAAAGAUGCAAGCCAAGUAACUAUAGUUGGGGUGGAAAGUUCCAGAAAGCUAAACAAGACUGAGAUUGCAACAAAUUUGAGAAAAGUAUACCAAGGUGACAUGAAUCAAAAAGCAACAAAUAAGUCAAUAUCUAGUGUUACAGACAGAGAUGAACAGCCAAACAUGGUUAAAGAAGGGAAUGAACAUGUGGGAUUUAAUGUAAGUCUCGUAAUUACAAGUAGGGAGGCAAAGAAUAGUACCAAAGCAAGCAGAGCAGACUCAUCUUCUCCACAAAGACAGGUUGAAAAUGAAAGGUUUUUAAACCCAGUUAAAGAAACAGAAACUGGAAAAAAGGAACAAAAAUCCCUAUUUAUGGAUAGGGUUAAUAGCCCUUUUAAUGCAAUGGAGGGUAAUCCACUGGCUUCAGAUCUUAAAGAUCAGAGACUUUCAGGAACGUUCACUGACGUUGAACAUUCAGAGGCAGCCAAAGAGGAAAUCGGUUUUAACUCACUGAGUGCAAGGACUGUGAAGAAGGAAAUCUUGAGCAAUGCUAAAACCACCUUGGUGGGAACAGAUCUGGUGAGCCCCACCCUUACCCCAACUGUGAAGAGCAGUGUAUCAACAGAUGUUCCAAUGAGGAUGGCAAAUAAGACUGAAUCACUUGUAGUAGGCCAGAUAUCAAAAAGAAAUUCUACACCCAGUUCAACAUUUUCACCCAAAGCUAAAAGUGGAGAGGAGGGGUUAAACAUUGUCACUUUAAACAGCAAAAGGAACAUCAGCAAGAUACAAGAACCAAGUCAAAACAAGAUGAGAUCUGUGAAAAAUAUCACACAGAGGAUGCCGAACCUCCCUAAACGUCCAGACAGACACCCAACAACUUUGAUUCCAUUUAGAGAACCCAAACAACCCAAUGUGAUGACCAAAGUGUCAGUAAAUGAUAGUGUUGUGCUCCGUCCUAAGCUGUCCUUCUCAGGCAGAGGAAAAAACAGCACUGGAGUGAUAAAACCAAUCUACAUAAGGAAAAGGCCAACUUUUCAAACUGUGCCUACAACAAACAAUCCAAACAGAGGCUUAAAGACAAAGGAAAGUAUGAUGACUCAGUUCAUCAGGCCUAUUGGGACAACAUCUACUAAAGAACAGAAUCAGAACCAAGAAACUAAAGACACCAUUCAGGUGAGGGGUGCAAACGUAUUGGAGAAUCACAGGUUGACCAUCACCAAUAUAGAGUCAAAAUCACUACCAGGGAGAGAGACUCAACAUGAAAGUGACAUAAUAGAUUUGGACACAAUUAAACACAGUAAGACCCGGAUUGGAGAACACAGCAGUGAUAAACAGAUGAUCUCAAACAUGGUGAAUGGUACAGAGAACCAAAACAAAGAGGAUUUAAAAUACACUCUACAUAGUGGGGACUCAAAUUCAGCUACGGGUGUAGAAGAAAAUGAGCAAUUUAGCUUAGGAACUGCUGAUACCAAAGGUGAAACCCCAUUUGGAGUGGACAAGAUCAGCGGUGGGAGGAAAAUGUCAAUGCCCCAAAAUUUAGAACCAACUACACCCACUCUGAUGAAAGGAAUAUCAGGGGUAAAUGCAACUCCAUUCAUGACCUCCAAUGAUGCAAUAGUCUCUAUUACGGACACAGACCAUGAAGAAAGAACAAAAAACAUUCCUAAACGUACAAACACACAUGUUGAAAUAUUUAAAAGCAUCAGUCAGAAUACUGCCUUGACACCCAUAAGCUUUGAAAACACCGGAGCAACAAGCGAACUGGAGCUUAUUAAACUUAACGAAGACAGAGUGAAAGACCAGUCGGGGGAGAUAUUAUCUAAUCCAAAUAGUGUGGACAAUGUCCAAGGCAAUGAUGGAGAAAAAGACACAAUUCCAGUUGUUUUGGAAAGGCUUACCAAUGUUGAAGAAAUAAAGGGAGCCAAACUGUUCUCACUUAGCCCUGAGGACACAGCAGAGGGAUUUAAAUCAAAUGCAGUCAGUGAUGAGGUAACUGAGAGAGACCGAGAAGAAAACAAGCUCCACAGCACCUGUCGUGGUGAUUGUGACACCAUUCCAACCGAACAGCCUAAAACUCACAACGGGCCUCCAUUUGAUUCAGAAAGAGACAAAAGACCUGCACAGGACUGCGCUGAUUACAUUACGAAAACACGAAAGAAUGGCAUAUACAGAGUCACGCCACAAUCAAAGAACAGCACAUUCCAUGUCUUCUGUGACAUGGGGUCCUCCAAUGGGGGCUGGACCUUGAUUCAGCGUCGAUUUGAUGGCAGCACUAGUUUCAAUCGCACAUGGGAUGAGUACAAGAGGGGAUUUGGUAAACUAACUGGUGAGUUUUGGCUUGGCAACGACAAGAUCCACUGGCUGACUAAGACGAAAAACAUGUCAUUACGAAUAGAACUUGAAGACUUCAAAGGGAUCAAAGAAUAUGCCCUUUAUAAACACUUUUAUGUGGCCAGUGAGAGCCAACAAUACCGUCUGUCCAUUGAUGGUUAUUCUGGUACAGCUGGUAAUGCCAUGCAGUUCAGUAAGAAGUACAAUCACAACCAGAAGCUCUUCAGCACUCCAGACAGAGACAAUGACCAGUAUCCCUCUGGAAACUGUGGAGCAUAUUACAGCUCAGGCUGGUGGUUUGAUGCAUGCAUGUCUGCAAAUUUGAAUGGAAAAUAUUAUAACACAAAAUACAAAGGGGUACGUAAUGGGAUAUUUUGGGGCACUUGGCACAAUAUUACAAUGGAAUAUUAUCCAACAAAUUACAGAAAUUCUUUUAAGACUGUCAGAAUGAUGGUCAGACCGAAAAACUAUGUAAACUAAAACCUACAUACUAAUCCUAAAAACUAUUAAGCUAAUAGUUAAGCUAUUAAGCAAAAGAAAAAUUCAGCGAUCUUUUGAAUUUAUACAAUAGAAUAAAACUGCCAGUAGCUAAAAUAAAAAAAUAAAAAAUAAAUAAAAAAUAAUGCGUAUCUAUAUUUUAUUUUAAACUGCCCUCUCAUGUUUUGACAAAUUUUGCAUUCCUUAAAAUAUAUAUCAACCUGUGCAGAUUCUGUUUUGAGAAGCAAAUUCCAGUAGUAUUUUUGUAUAGCAUAGUGUAUUUUGUCAUGCACUUAAAAACUAAUGUUUUAAGUCUGGGCCAGUGGAUAUGCCCCUUUUAUUGUUAUCAUCAUUUUUUGUUAUGUUUUAACAGUUGUGUAACUGUCUCUAUAACUUUCUAAUAUUUUCAUUGUAUGUUGUAGGAAUUUGAUAUGCUUUAUGGUUGAAAAUUACAUUCUUGAGUAAAAGGUUAUUUUUAUAUACUCUAAUGUAAUAUUUAACCCUCCAAAAGAUGUUUUGUUCAGACGAUUCUUUCUAAGAGGAAACUUCAACUUAAGAGUAAAUAAGAGUAAUCCUUUAAAUACUUCAAAUUAGUCAAUCAAUCAAUCAUUAAAAAUACAUAUUAAAAACCUUUGACACUUUAGAUGUGGAAAAUCAUUUAACUGCAAUUUAAAGGAAUAUUCUGGUUUCAAAGUUAAGUUCAAUCAACUAACAUUAAGUCAAAUUAACAGUGUGUAUUUUAACAUUUAUGGACAGGCCCUAUUUACCUCCAUUGUAAGUGCCUUACUGUAACUGCAAUUUGUUUUUUUUUU